This is a messenger RNA of Sinocyclocheilus anshuiensis, 1260 nucleotides long. RefSeq names its product putative thiamine transporter SLC35F3. The transcript is spliced from 7 exons. Lineage: Eukaryota; Metazoa; Chordata; Actinopteri; Cypriniformes; Cyprinidae. The coding region runs from base 1 to 1260 and encodes 419 amino acids. The record is from RefSeq and is a predicted model, not a curated record.
AUGCAGAAAGAGGAUGAGACUCCAGCGCCCUGUGUACAACUGUGUCCUCCGAAAGACAGGGGAAUGAGAAAGCCUUCAGACAUGAGUCCGCGCCGCCUGUCAGAUAUCAGUCCUCAGAUCAGACAGCUGAAAUCCCUCGUCAUUACUGAUGAAGAUCUAAGUGAAGAAUUGAAGUCAUCGAGAUCGGUCGAGUACAUCAACAACACAUCCAUAGAAGAGCGGAUCCUGAGGAUCACUGGUUACUAUUGCUAUGAGCCCUGGAACGCAUCUCUUAGAGGGGAGGACCAGUCCAACAGCGAGAAGGUGGAAGUGAAGGUAGAUGGCCAUUCUGCCACAGAAACAGUCAAAUCAGAUUGUGGGAACAGGCUGCAGAGGCUCCGCUGCUGUUUGCAUAUGACUGCAGUCCACCUGCACAGAGCACUGUGGGGUGUCGCUUUGGUGAUCUGCAUCUGCUUUUCUUGGUCGGGCUGCACUCAGUUGGCCAAAAUAACCAUUAGACGCUUGAAUGUCCCGUUCACCCUCACUUGGUUCUGCUGUAGUCGUGCCUUUGUCUUCCUUAUAUCCUGGAUUGUCCUGCGGGAUCGCUUCAUGGGAGUGCGGAUUGUAGCAGCCAUUUUAGCCAUUGGGGGCAUUGUUAUGAUGACAUAUGCUGAUGGUUUCCACAGCUACUCUGUGAUUGGCAUCUCCCUUGUGGUUGGUUCUGCAUUAACAGCAGCUAUAUACAAAGUUCUGUUCAAGCUUGUUCUGGGUAGUGCAAAGCUGGGUGAAGCAGCUGUGUAUCUUACUGUUCUCGGUGGAGCUAAUUUGGUCUUCAUUAGUGCUGUACCUCUGAUGCUGCUUAUCACGGGGGCCGAGGACUUUGUUUCACCUAGAGAUUUGCCAUGGCCAAGUAUCUGUGGCAUGUCCGCUCUUCUGCUGGUGUUCAACUUCCUCUUGAAUUUUGGUGUUCUGAUAAAACUUCCUACUCUGAUUUCUCUGGGUGUCAUCCUGAGUGUUCCUGUCAACGCUGUCAUAGAUCGCUACAUGUGUGAGAUCCAGCUCAACAGUGUACGCAUCAUUGCCGUGUCCAUCAUUUGUAUGGGCUUCCUUUUGCUCUUACUACCUGAGGACUGGGACCAGUUCCUGCCACAGUUACGAUCAAUGCUGCACAACCGAGAAGAGCCACAAGAGAGCGCCAGAGACAAACACUCAGAGACGCUUCACAUCAGGCUGAGAGAGGCCAAGAACUGCAACACCAAAACUACUCCCAGCCUCCACUGA